AUGCACCAACCCGACGGACUACCCGGCUACACAGCUGAAUUUCCAAGCGGUAGUGGAAGAAUUCAAGGUUAUCCAAUUAAGGCUACAUCCGCAGAAAUACAGUGGCUGAAACUGCUGCUAGGUGCCCAGGGGAAUGUUCAACUUACUGUAGCUUACUGUACUGGCGCAGACUGGCGCGCGCCGGUCGCACGUCGGCCAUCUGGCGCGACGGCGCUUCAUUGGCUACCUUCGCUCCCUCUUCUCCUGGCGCGUUGGAGUGCGCGAUGGCGAGCAGCGACGAUGACAUUUGGGAUGCGAGCGACUUUGGGGUCCCGUCGUCGUCCACAUCGCUGCGUGUCUCUGCUGCUGUAGUACCUCCAAGAGCCUCGUCGUCAAGGAUAUCGGACGCGAACGCGGUCGUCAAGCCGAAGCCCAAGUUCCCCUUGUCAAAUGGCCGAACCGCUGGCGCCGCCCCACCUCGCGUCGUCGCACCAGCAGCGGCGUCAUCGCGUCCACCAGCAACAGCAGCACCACCACCACGGCGGAGCACAACGCCCCCCUCGACCGAGCUCAAGACACCACGCCCGCGUUCCGUCUCUACGUACCCUUUGUUGGACGGCAAACCGAAUCUAUCGCUCAAUACGACCUCGAACGUGUCCCCGCGAGAGACGAGCUCGACCCACCGGAGCGCGUCCCCUUUCCCAGAAGCGGCAAUGGAUGCACGGAUACUGCACCGGCUACGCAGGUACAUCCUGUGUCUUGCCAUCGUCGAGUUUGAUAUCGACUUGGGCGUGAGUCUUUCCGAGCUGUCGUCGCUAUUAAAGCCCCCGGAGAGUGGACCGAGCUGACUUGACGUCAACUCUGUCAUGGUGCCCCACGUUCGGCCCUGCUAGCCCGCGCUGAGCGAGGUGUAUCCCCCAACGCGGUUCCCCAAGUCACUGCAAUCCAACAUCGCCUUCUCCUCCCUCCCCGAGGGCGAGGAUCAACUACCCACCGCAGGCGCCCACAUCUUCUCCUGGAGAAUACCGCUACCCGGGCGCCCGACCUCGACCACGUCCGUCUCGAGCGGCAAUGCGAGUGCCAACGGCAAUCAAAUCGUCGACGACCCUUUCUUGGCCACUUUGAUGCACACGGAGGCGACGACGUCGAGAUCGACCUUGGGUAGUGGUCGAAUGAGUAGCGAGGUCGGCCAGGAUGAGGAUUCUGCCCAGGAAGACGAUCAAGGUGCCGGCGACCUGGGAUCGAGAUCGGAUGGGCAUUUGCACGGUUUCGUCUACUUUCUCCAGGAAAAGGUGGGGGCGCAUUGCGACACGUUCCAAGCAAAAGGAACCUCGAGCUGAACGAAGAUUGACGCUCUCCCAGAACGAUUCGGUACGGAGAGGUUACACGCAGCGAUCUCUAGUUCUCGUACGUGCUCACUCGAGUCUCAUGAGCCUUAAGAGGGUCCGACUGAAUACAAUAAUCGUAUCUGCGCUCGCACAGAUCACACAUCGCCCUUCGCUCGUCGGUCUCUUCUCGAGCACCAUAGCGACUCUUGGACCACUCCACUUCAAGCACAGCUCCCAGGGAGGCGGUAUGGUCGAGACUGCAUGCUACAAUAUCGCUUCCUGGUGCGUCAGUGGUUCGAGACCCGGGUUCGAGUCGCUCGCUGAGACGCGCUCCUACGUACAGGCCAGAACUCUUACCCGGCGCCACUCUCGACUACCCUUUCCUCGGCGUCGUACACUCGGUCUCGAUACCGAUCGAUUCGCAGCCCCAAUGGCUCAAACCUCUCGCCUCGACAUCGGGCAAGGGCACGCAACUCAAGUCGCCUAGUGUGGGCGGCCUUGUACCUAUAGUAAGGCGCAGCACCGGUCGAAUCUAUCCCUGAAUCAAAUUAACAUCGACUUCGUAACGAUUUUUCACCAGAUCCCUGCAUCAUCUCCUCUUACACCAUUAUCAGUCGCAUUGCAUGACACACUAUCGUUCUCCAAAAUCCUUCUGCUCUGGGAACUCGUCCUUCUCGGCGACCCCAUCCUCAUCUCGACCUCGGAUCCUCGCACCGGCUCCGAGCUUGUACAUCAUCUAAAGAAUCUCAUUCGCCCCAUUUUGUUUGCGGGGGAUUAUCGACCCUAUUUUCAUAUUCACGAUACGGACUUUGCUCGGAUCGCGAGUCCUGGCAAGGUAAGGGUUCGAACAGACGGGGAUCAAGUCUGAGGAGCGGGAGUCGAAUUAACUCUGUCAAGGUUUGUAUUCACAGCCAAUACCAGGAUCCAUCCUCUCCUCUACCAACCCACUCAUUUUGACCCAACUCAAAAGUCGACCCCACAUCCUUCGGACACACAUCGGCAAGACCGAAUCCACAUCAACUGCGACCAUCGGUUUAACGUCGACGCGCAAGCGGCACGUCAAAAAGGACCCCGUCGUUGCUAAAGCAGUCGAAACGGCGUUCAAGGGCGGAGAUUACGUGACGUGUGAUGCUUUGAUUUUCAAGCAUCUCGCGGCGCUGACGGAGAGCUUUAUCGCUCCUCUGAACCGUUACUUUGCGUCGGCUGGGGGACCGAGUGCUACCUCUCAAGGGUGAGUUUCGCUUGAGGCUACCUGGUACCGACACUGUAGACUGAUGUGGCCUUGACUCGCAGCUCGGCACUCAGCCCGGCGUAUGAGAGAUCACUCUCCUCGACCAUCUCCUCCAUCCCUUCAACCUCGGCUUCCUUCCCAACCUUCACCCCCUCCUCCUUCCUCGCCUCCCUCAAAGCGCACGGCACACCCCUUCCCUUCCGUGCUCCAACAACCUCGGCCCUCUCAUCCACGAUCGAGCGCUUCUAUUCGCGCUUCUUGACGAGUCCAAAUUUCGCGAGUUGGUUGCACCAUCGUGCGGAUUUAACGGGUGAAGCGGUCAAGAGUCGGUGGUUGGAGAAGGUCGAAAAUGCAGAUUUGGAUGAGUGGAGGAAGGGGAAGGACCAAGGGGAGGUAGAUCGGUUGGUUGAAAGGUUGGAGAAAGAAGUGGUGAGGCAUUAUCUAUUCCUGAGUGGCUUGCGCUUUGGCAAUCGUUUGCUGACGAACUUUUUUGACGAACCCAGGUCAUUUCCGAACGUCUCGAGCGCAAACGGUCCCUAUCCUCCUCGCCGCUCACCCAUACUCGAAGAUACCCCUGGGGAAACUCAUCCCAACCCCAACAAAUUAAUACGAACCUGUCCUCAUCACCUUCCCGAAGUCCCCUCCCGCCUAAUCAUUUCGGAACUUCUCCGACGAAUGGCGGGAUGGGGACUCGGAGUGAGAAGUUGAGGAAUCAGGUGGAGGUCUUGAGGAGUCCUAUUUGA
Molecule: messenger RNA, 3281 nt
Organism: Microbotryum saponariae
Lineage: Eukaryota; Fungi; Basidiomycota; Microbotryomycetes; Microbotryales; Microbotryaceae
Source: the annotation of a GenBank genome assembly